Symbiodinium sp. CCMP2592 is the source of this 2028-nucleotide messenger RNA. The record is from the annotation of a GenBank genome assembly. NCBI's taxonomy places the organism in Eukaryota, Dinophyceae, Suessiales, Symbiodiniaceae.
AUGUCGCCCGGUUUGGAAGAAUUGUUCUUUGAACCUGUCGGAGAAGAGAAGAGGUCAAAGUGGAACCAAGUUGGCCCAAACAGAGGUUCGUAUAUACAGAUCGAAACGUUUCAGAAUGUAGGACCGGGUGCAGGCAACUUCGACAAAGGUCCUGGCGGAGACUUCCACAGUGUUCCGGAGGGCCUAGGUGCUUUCAGGCAGAUCCAGACAUAUCAGCACGUCGGGCCAGGCCUUGGUGAUUUUGACAAGGAAAAUGUGACUUCCUACUCAGAAUGGAAGCUGCGAACGAGGUGCUUGCUGGUCAUGCUGCUUUUGCUGCUCGUCCUGGUGGCCGUGGUCUCGUACCUUCUCUUGCGGAAGAACGGUGCCGACAUCAGUGGAGGGCCUCAUGCUCAGGAUUUCCACGGCCACGACAUUCACAGCUUGGAAACUGUCUAUAAUUGCGAUGCAGGUUAUGCCGAAUGGCAAACCAGCUGGAGUGAAUCAAAGAAAGCCUUCUGCUGCAGAAGUAUCGGAGUUGCAUGCGACCAGGCGGCAUAUGACUGUGAUGCAGCCUACAGCCAGUGGGAGAGCAUGUGGUCUUCGGACAAGAAGGAGUACUGCUGUGAUCAAACUGGUCGCGGCUGCAGUCCAGUGUCCAAGGAACCAUAUGACUGCCAAGUUGGGCUGGCACACUGGCAAUCAGACUGGACAAAGGGAAAGCAGCUUUGGUGUUGUAGCACACAUGCACUUGGCUGUCCAGACUACGGCUACAGCUUAAGCUUCAACUGCGACGUCGGCUUUGCAAGAUGGGAGACGGACUGGUCCUGGACAAAGAAGCACUGGUGCUGUGCUCACGAGCAGAAAGGCUGUCAGGUUCCCUUCAACUGCCAAGCAGGUCUCGCAAGUUGGAGGUCAGGCUGGUCUUAUUCCAAGCAGAAAUGGUGCUGCAGUCACGAACACGUAGGCUGUUUAUCAUCAGAACCUUUUGAUUGCCAAGCCUCUGCAGACCAGCAUGGAUGGUCCGAGCCUAAGAAGCACUACUGCUGUGCUUCUCAUUCGCUGGGCUGUGAGACGACGACUUCCCCCGCCACGUCCUUGCCCUUCGACUGCUCGGCAGGAUUCAGUAACUGGCAGCACGGCUGGUCUUAUGCAAAGAGACUGUGGUGCUGCCACCACGACCAUAGAGGCUGCGCAGAGCCAACAACAGAAAGUUCUACAACUACCACUCCGGCAACCACUUCACCCGUACCAACCCUUCCGUUCAAUUGUCACGCCGGCACGGCAAAUCUGGAUGAGGGAUGGUCUCCGAAGAAAAAGAGCUGGUGUUGUGCCCACCAGCACCUUGGCUGUCCGGUAUCCUUUGACUGCGAUGCUGCCCUGGCCAACUUCUAUUCUGCAUGGUCGGACAGAAAGAAGACUUGGUGCUGUCACCAGGAGGGCAAAGGCUGCAUGGGGCAGCAUCAACCGCAUCUGCAGCCAAGAGAGGGCUACAGGUGGAAGCACGACGAGGCACGGCAUCGUUAUGUGUUUGGCUUCACGUGUGACAUGGACACUUUGGACAAUGAAGUGUUGAGUGUACACCUAAUGAAGAUGCCCAACAGAGACCCAGAAGACAUGGCUGAUGGAAAGGACCAGGUGCAUGGCUACUGGACCUGGGUCCAAGCACCUAUGCAUGUACAUCAGGAGCACCUGCACAAGGAGCACCUGCAUCAAGAUCACGUGCACGAGCAACAACACCCUGUCCACUACAAUUGCCAUGCCGGGUUCCACAAUUUCGUCGGUGCCUGGAAAGCUGAUAAACAGCGCUGGUGCUGUGAUCACCAGGGCAUUGCGUGCACAGGUCCGAAUCCACCGGCUGUGCACCUCCAGUCAGGGAACACUUGGGUUCAUGUGAAAGUUGAGGGUGUCUGGACGUGGAGGCAGGUGCCUCGUUCCGAGGGGGUUCCUUUCGUUGUUGAUUGCAGCACGGGACUAGAUCGUUCCGCCAGCUGGGUGCCAAAGAGAAAAGCAUAUUGCUGCACGCAUGAAGGCAAGGCAUGCAACUAG